UUGCUGAAACAUUUUCUUAUGCUAACCAUCUCUGCCCAGAAUCAAUUUCUGGCAAAUCAUAUCUCAGUUUCACAUGUUAGCCGCCACAGGGUUACUAAUUCAACAAGAGAGAUAACUCGAGUGUAUUUCUUGCCUGGAGGAAAAGGUAUGGUGAAAGUUUGUAAGACCAUGUUUUUAGCGACGUUCGACAUAAAAGCAAAAAAGUUCGGAUCAUUGCAUCAAAGUUGGUUAACGGCAUGUGCAUUGCGCAGGAUGACCAACGCUCCCACAAUUGCAAUCGAAACAAGUUAUCGGCUGCAGACAUAACAUGCAUAGAAGAGCAUAUCCUGUCAUUUCCUUCGUGUACCUCUCACUACAUGAGAGAGAAGUCUUCGAAGCUGUAUCUUUCGAGCGAUUUAAAUAUUAGAAAGAUGUACGAGCUAUACGAGAAAAAAUGUAUAGAAACGAGAACCCGUCCCGUACAUUACAACUCGUACAGACUCAUUUUUAACAGCUUCAACUUGGCUUUAGAAAACCACGGGUAGAUACCUGCAACCAAUGUGACAAACUAGCUACAGAAAUAAAAGUAGUUACUGAUUUUGCUCUGAAGCAAGAUGCAGAACUCAAACUGACAGCUCACCAACAAAAAGCGAAAGUUAUGUACGAUGAGAAACGACGAGAUAGGGAGGAAUCUAAUAUCAAUUCCUGUGUUAGAGUAGCAUCAUUUGACCUCCAGAAAUGUUUACCCACACCCUUUCUCAGAUGUGGACAAGCUUUUUAUCGUCGGCAGCUAUAUACUUUAAAUUUAUCGGUUUUUGAGUCUUAUAACGGAAAGAAUGAAGCUUACUGUUAUUUAUGGAAUGAGUCGAUCGCGCGUAGAGGAGCACAGGAAAUCGGGUCAUGUAUUUUGUACGACGUGCAACGAGUUCUGAAUUCAACACCCUCCAACAAAACACAGACUGAACCUUUGAAAUUGAUUUACUACUCGGACAGGUGCAGCGGGCAAAAUCACAACUUUAUCAUGUGCAUGAUGUUUUUGAACAUCAUCGAUCAGUGCCAACGAGAAGGACGGGAAGCUACCAUUAUUCAUAAAUUCAUGAUUUCAGGGCAUUCGCACAUGGAGGUAGAUUCCAUUCAUGCGGCCAUCGAGCGAUCAAAAAAGCGAAGCACUAUCGAUAUUGAAACUCCUAGAGACUGGGCGCUAUUCAUUAGUCAGGUACGACGUAAAAUCCCCAUAAAUGUAGUUGAACUAGACCAAACAAAAUUUUUGGCGUUGAAAAACCUUAACAUACGAUUCAACCGUCCUAAAUAUAAUACGGACGGUCCGGUCAUAAAAUUGCGGGACAUUAUAUGGUUUGAAUACCGAACAACUGCACCAGGGCGCGUGUUUUAUAAACAGAAUGUUGAGGAUGACUAUAGCUGCUUUAUAGCAAUCAAUGAAGCACCGCACUCAGAACCUUAUUAUUUAACUCCACUCAACUUGGAGCCAAUACCUUUAUCGCAGGAGAAGCUGGAGGACCUGCGAAACCUCCUCCCAUUUGUAAGCAACAAGCAAUAUUAUGAGGUGAUGCUUAAAAAUUUAGUGGUUAAAAAGCGUGGACGAAAAAAGUUAAGUAAAUGCGACGAUCAUUUCGAAGAUGAUAUGGACAGGCUUGAGGAAGAAUAUAUAAAAUGAAUAUAUCCGUGUACUUACGUAAAAAAUUUAUUAUAAAUAUCAAUAAAAAUAAUUAGUACGGAUAUU
Molecule: messenger RNA, 1720 nt
Organism: Wyeomyia smithii (pitcher-plant mosquito)
Lineage: Eukaryota; Metazoa; Arthropoda; Insecta; Diptera; Culicidae
Exons: 3
Coding region: 638-1654 (338 amino acids)
Source: RefSeq, a predicted model, not a curated record